AUGGCGUCCCAGCUGGGCAUACCGAUGGAGCUGAUCGUCGAGGCCAGGCGCAACCCGGCCAGGGUGCCGGUGGCGCUGAUCUCGCUCGGUGUCGUUCUCAGCGUGGCGGCGCUCGGACUCAUCAUCUUCAAGUCCCCGGCAGGCAUCUUCCUGCACCUGCACGGCAGCACACCGGCGUACCUGUACUACAGCGUCCUCGGCGCCGUAGUGGUCUUUGGUCUGGCCGUGGCGUCUUUCGGCUACUGGGUGGUGCCGCGCGACGUGCACGGCUGGCACGCCACCGGCAAGACGGUGCUGUGGGUCUCCAUCUUGCUUCUCGUCCCGGUGCUUGCUCUUGGCGGGCUGAAGCUAAGGUGUAUUUAG
Messenger RNA from Miscanthus lutarioriparius, 363 nucleotides. Lineage: Eukaryota; Viridiplantae; Streptophyta; Magnoliopsida; Poales; Poaceae. The record is from the annotation of a GenBank genome assembly.